GACAUCACAGUCAGGUAAUGGUGGAGCAACAUUCUAAAAUGUGCCUCUGAUGCUCUUGAUUUUAUGUAGGUGUGUCCUUUAUAAUGUAUCUGGCAUAAGAGCAGAGGAUAAAAAUGAACUUUCAGUACAAUUACCAACAACACUUAUUACAACAAGAUCAUGGACACCGUUCAAAAAUGGGCCUAGAUUCUGCUGUUCUUGCAAACAUUUCCACAGAGGCCUACACCUCUGGAGGUAUCAUCCAGACAUCUACUCCAUUGAUUGAUUAUGUCUACACUCCACACCCUCAGCACCUUCCGAUGAUGCCUAUUGGACCAGCCUGGCCCUCACAGCCAUACCACUGUGUUCCAACCAUGGUGGGUGCUGCUAAACCUCCCGUGUCUGUGGUUGAUCCCAGCAUCCCCUCUACGGUGAUGAAAGGAGAGAAGAAUAAAAGGCAACGAGCUGUUAGGUCGAGGGCAAAAAGAGACCCUAACAGUUUCACUCAGAAAUAUAGGAGACUGAUGACAGUGAUGGGCAAGACUGGAACCAAAAUUGACGACACCUCUUAUUCAAACUAUCAGAGAUGGGACGCUACUGAUAUGGUGAAUCUUCCAAGUCAGGCAACUGAGGCCAAAACAGAAGAGGUGGGUACCGCUGACAGAAACUUAUAUAUGCUAAUGGUUAAUGAAGAGCAGAACAGCAUGAGGGAAAAUAAAGACGAAGACAAGAUGAAUAGAGAGAAAGAUGGAGAGGAAACUCCAAAAGUGAGAGCUGUGGGACUUAAAGGCCAACAUGAGAUGAGCAUGAGGCAGAGAUUUCACAGCCAAGUGAAAAGUCAUCGCGCAACUAACUAUGACACAGUGACUACAGUCGGACAAGUUGUUGCAGGUGACGACAGGAUCUUUCAGAGGUACCCUAUCAUCGUUCACUCUCAGCAGCACCUGGCCAGUCCAUCUCUCUUCCACCAAGACGGGAACUCUCAUAGUCAAUGUCCUGAGAUACCCUUCAGCACCAUAUCUCUGUCCGAGUGGGCGGCCCUCAUGGACACGUGUCUCUUCCAACCUUGGCCGCAGGGGUCAAAGGCUUGUGUGGUUGGAGAAGACACAGAGACAGGCUUGGCCCCUGCUGCCUCCAAUGACAGGUCAACAGACUGCCAUAGCAAUGAGAGUCGUAGGUAUGUGCCCUUGGAUGACAGCACCUUGAUUGAUGAACUUUACUAUCAGUAUGCACGCCACAGAUUUACAUCAUUCUUACCAGAUGGACAGGACUAACGAAUGGAGAGAGCGGAUACAAAAUCACCCGAGACUUUUGAAAAUGUUUAUCUGGCUCUAAUAAAGUAUAUA
This is a messenger RNA of Salmo salar (Atlantic salmon), 1325 nucleotides long. RefSeq lists its product as uncharacterized. The record is from RefSeq and is a predicted model, not a curated record. Lineage: Eukaryota; Metazoa; Chordata; Actinopteri; Salmoniformes; Salmonidae.